CGCGCGGAGGCGAGGCAGGCGGAGCCGCAUAUAUAAAGGGGUCGAGUGGCUGGCAUCUUAAGCCAAGCUGGUCUACCGUACAACAUACAUCUCUCCCCAGAAUGAAGCUGUGCGCCGUGCUCGUGGGCCUCUGCUGCCUCGCCCUUGCCCCGGCGGGGACCCAGGCCUCCAGCGUGAAGGAGCGAGUGAAGAGGGACGGCGGCGUGAUCACUGCUGCCCUCAUCAGCGCCGGCGCCAGCCUCGUGUCCGGCGACGGAGGCGGGUCGUCCACGUGGGAGCUGCCUUCGGGACAAAUGAUCAACGCCAACAACUGCUGGCAGGACGGCUCCGGACCCUGCGCCAACGGCAACUGCCUGGACGACGAAGGGCGGCGCGGAUUGGUCAUCAAGGAGACCACGGUGUCGUGCAAGUGGUUCUGCGCCUGGAGGGCCCACUGCAAGACCCAGAUCUGCUGCGCCUGACGUGGCAGCUGGCGGCCCCUGCUCCUUCUGGC
Molecule: messenger RNA, 493 nt
Organism: Penaeus monodon (black tiger shrimp)
Lineage: Eukaryota; Metazoa; Arthropoda; Malacostraca; Decapoda; Penaeidae
Exons: 4
Coding region: 102-461 (119 amino acids)
Source: RefSeq, a predicted model, not a curated record